AUAUACAAGGACCCGAGGACGCGAAGGCUGAGGAGGGAAAACAGCGCGGAGCAUAACCUUUUAAAGUCCCCAAAAAAAAAAAAAAAAAAAAAAAAGGAAAGCCAGAAACAGAGAAUCCCGGUUCAACAGAGACGAAGCCGUAGAGUGGAGCUAAAUUAUCCACAGGUUUAUUGUCUUUUGGGGUUUAGAAGAAAAGAGGAAAACCCAGUCGCAAUGGCGGGUCGAGUGAGUGGAGGACAGCUGAUUAUUCCCAAUGAGAAUUUGGGCAUUCACCAAAAAAAGCCUUUUGUUGAUGGAAAGACGGCCAAGAGUUUUGGAACAGCUAGUACAAAGAAGGGUGGACUGGCGACUGGAACUCGAAAGGCUCUCAAUGAUAUCACCAACAAAUCUACCAUUCACCAUGAAGCAUCAUCAAAGAAAACUGCUUUACCAAAGGAGGAAUUCAAUGAAGCAGAAGAGAAGUUUUUGCAUGAUCACAAAAAGUGCAUUGAGGCACAACGAAAUGCACUCAAUGCUUUUCAAUUGGAAAUGGUGCUUCCUGGAAUCGAUGUCUGUUGUAAUGCCGAAAAAGCCCAGUCUAAACAAAAAAAGAGUGAACAUGACCUCGAAAGCCCUCGCUGCUAUCGAGAGCCAGCAGAGUUGCCCAUGUCAGAGUUUUCUGAUUGGUUUGAGUCUUCAACUCAAUGGAUCUCUCCACCAUGUUCUCCACUGAAAUUGGACUCUCCACCAUCUUCACCCUUCACAUGGCAAUUUGGAACAGUUGAAUUUGUGCUGAGGGAAGAUAAUUGAUGUUAAAUGCGACCCAAGCAAUCGACUUCUUUUUCGUUCGAAAUAUUAUUCAGAAUUACUGUUAUAAAACUUGAUAUCUGAUUUCCCAUCAGUAAUUGUAGAUUUGUUUCCAUUGUAGCUGUUCACUAAAGUUUUGCUUGAGGAGAAAAUGGUAUCAAGAAGAGUGACCAUUUUGUGAUAUUUUUUGGUUAUACAACUUGUGUAUGAUAGGACCCCACUGGACCUUUCCUCCUAUUCACUUAAUUCUGUAUGACUUGUUUAGAAGACACGGUUAAUUCCAUUUUAAACCCGCUUGGAUACGAAAA
This is a messenger RNA of Ziziphus jujuba (common jujube), 1094 nucleotides long. Its product is annotated as protein PATRONUS 2. The transcript has 5 exons. Gene Ontology annotation, biological process: regulation of mitotic cell cycle. The record is from RefSeq and is a predicted model, not a curated record. Lineage: Eukaryota; Viridiplantae; Streptophyta; Magnoliopsida; Rosales; Rhamnaceae. The coding region runs from base 214 to 789 and encodes 191 amino acids.